GGAUUCACUCCUGCGGAUUCGCCUUAGAAGAACGUCAACAAGGGAGCAGGAAUGUCAUUCACAUCUCGUAAUUUGACGGAAACAACGUCGAAUCUUCUGUAAUAUAUGUAUAUAACGACGUCAUCAUGGCUUCAAUUUUACCAGAAAAGAGGAGGAUGUUGAUGAAGAUGGUAAGCAAGGAGCCGUUGGCAACAAGUGAUGUUGUGGAGUUGAUGGCAUCACACGACACACUUGUCAAGAAAAUUACUUGCUACCAUGUUGCAGAUCAGUGUUCGAAAAAUGCUGAUUUAGCACUGUUGACUGCAAACCUGCUCCUUAAGGAUACAUCCGAUGCCAACCCAACUGUACGUAGUGCCAGCAUAUCUGCCUUGGCAGCACUGCCUGGCAUUGAAGAGAGCUCUGUCAGGGCUAUUACAACUGCCUUGUCAGACCAAGCAGCUAUGGUACGCAGAGCAGGAGCUGUAGCAUGUAUGAGACUUCAUAGCCAUGCCCCUCAGGUUGUGCUGGAGUGUGGCUUAGUUAAUGCCUUGUAUGAAGGGAUAAGAGAUUCAGACCCAAUAGUCAUAACCAACUGCAUACUUGCCUUAGACAGCAUUCUCAACAGUGAGGGAGGUAUAGUUGUAAACAAAAAUAUUGCGCACUACCUUCUCGGGAGAGUGAUGCAGUUCUCCGACUGCAAUGCUGUUUAUGUAUUGACCUUGUUGCUGAGGUACACACCAAAAAGUGAAGAGGAGAUUUUUGCCAUGCUUAAUACCUUAGAUGAGCUACUAACCUCCAAAACCCCAGCUGUACUUAUAGCUUCUGUGAAGCUCUUCCUUCAUCUAACUAAAGAUCAUCAGCAUCUGAAGAAGGAUAUGCUUGAGCUGAUACAUGCCCCUAUUUGCAAGAUCCUCAGCAGAAACAUUCCUGAGACAUCCUUCUUAAUGGUAGAGUUCUUGCAGACACUAGGAGACAUCAGGGAAGUUUUUGGGCCACAUUAUAAGUAUUUCUUGGUCAGAUCUAAAGAUCCAGGUUACCUUAAAACACAGAAGCUCAAAGUACUACCUCUAGUUAGCACAGAUUCCAAUGUGUGCCAACUCAUAGAGGAAGUGAAACCAUUCUGCAGUGAUUACCAGAGUUUUAGGGAAGCAGUCAGUUGCUUAGGAAAUCUGGCUUUGAUGAACAGCGCUGCUUACAAGAUGUGUCUUUGUACACUUGAAUCCCUUCUUGAUGUACCUACAGAGAGGGUAGUGGUUGCUGCCUUGGAGUGCCUUUUGACCAUCAUUUCUCCAGAUUUAGUGAUGAACAAUGUGACCCAAGCAAUGGAGAGCAAAGUGGAGGUCCUUGAGGGUGCAGUUGCAAAGAGUGAGCCCCAGGGAGAAGACAUUCACCAGCUUACAGACAAAUCGAAGCAAAAACCCAAAGUUGGACCCUUGAGGGAACUGCCAGACCUACCAAAAGAACUCAUAGCAGCAGUAACUCGGGCAAUAUCUAGGAAUACAGUCCAAGAAGCUGCCCUUACUCUAGUCCUGCAUGCACUAGGAACAUUGGCUGCUUAUAUAGACACAUCUCAUGAUAUUGUGGAAAGUAUAUCUCCCCUUUCAUUAGCAGCUGCAUCGACUCAUGCUGAUUUAGUCACCUGUGCAGCACGUGUCUUUCUUGCUCGACCAGCACAGAUGCAGCUUAUUCUGUCAGCAAUUCUCACAAGAGCUCUUAAGACCCCAGGGCCACCAGCCUCUCGUGCAGCCUUAGUGUAUGGGGCUCUUAUGGAAGGCCCUGAAAAUGCAGCUUAUCUCCUCAGGGCUUUUACCAAAUGCAGCUGCCCAACCUCAGAGGAACAGGCUGUGUAAAAUGCAAAUAUUUAUAUAUUUGGUCUCUCAACAUCCAAAAUGUCUAAUGUUAUCAAGUGUUUUGUUCUCUAAGAGUUACCUCCAUUUAUUGAUAAUAUUAAGGAAAUAUAGAAAAUGUUCCUAUUUCAUGGUGUUAAAAAACAAAAAAUUAACCCAUUUUGCAUUAAAUAAUUCUCACAGAAAAACAAAAGAACAAUGCACAAAUAUAUUUAUUGUAUCAGUUAUGAUUGGAGACUUGAUGAAGAAUAAAAACAUUCAAGUUGAAGUUGACAAGUUCAUCCCUGAAUAUAAAAAAAAAUCUUCAUAUGGUAAAAUCACAUUUGUCUCACUAGGAAAAGUACAAUUGUAGAAUGAUAGAACAUUGUGUCAAGCUCUGCAUUUCAGCUCCAUUUCAAAGGCACUAUAACAUGCAAAGGUGUCAGGUGCUUCAUGUUGCAAGAAUUAUUGUGUUAUCUCUGAAAUUGCUGUAUGCUGUAAUCCUUCUUAUUGUUGCUGUUCUAGUCAAAUGACUAUUUAUUACUGUUAUUGUAAAAGCAUUUUAUUUAUAUAAAUUGAUUUUAUACACUGUAACAACUGCUCCUUCAUAUCUUAUUCCAGUAUUUUUUUCUUGGGUAAAUAAUAAUGAUUCAGAUCAGAACUUAAUUUAAUAUAAUUUGAAAAGAUCAAAUUUUGUAAUAAAUAGCCACAGUUUUAGUCACUAGAGAUCAGAGUAGUGAAGUACUGAAUGUAGAGUCAUUGAAGCAGUAGUCAUUACACACUGCAAAAAAUCCAAAUUUAAAGUUCAAGGGUAAAAAUCCAAUUUACAGUUCUCCACUGAAAGCUGCCUUGCAUAUUACAAAUGAAUACAUUAGUUUUCUUUUGUGAUUUUAGUUUACUUGCUACAGAUUUCAUUAGAACACUGCCUGUAUGUUGUUUUCAUAUUUCCUUUGUGGAGAUUACAAUUUUUUAAUGUGAAGAUUUAUUUAGAUGUUUUAUUUCGUUAAUUUUCCUUUUGUUACUAAUUCUUCAUCUUCUGGCAGAAGGCAUCAUAAGAGUGGUUCUUUUCAUAACUGUUAAAUAAAGAAAUACCUUGUAAAUACCUUGUACAUGUAUUGCAUCAUUUGUUUAAGUUUUGAAUUUAUAAAAGUAUUUAUGUGAAUGGAA
Messenger RNA from Penaeus monodon (black tiger shrimp), 2972 nucleotides. RefSeq names its product AP-4 complex subunit beta-1-like. The coding region runs from base 126 to 1829 and encodes 567 amino acids. The record is from RefSeq and is a predicted model, not a curated record. Gene Ontology annotation, biological process: vesicle-mediated transport; intracellular protein transport. The transcript has 5 exons. Lineage: Eukaryota; Metazoa; Arthropoda; Malacostraca; Decapoda; Penaeidae. Gene Ontology annotation, cellular component: membrane coat.